AUGCAUCCCAGUGCCCUCCUUGGCCUCUUGGCCUUCGCAGCUGCAGUGGCUGCAGCUCCCCCGGGGCGUCACCUUGACCCCCAUUCGAGCUACUCUGUCAAGAACCUCAAGAGCCACAUCAAGAAUGUGGUCAUCUUGGAAAUGGAGAACCGCUCCCUGGAUAAUCUCCUGGGUGGCCAGACCCUCAAGGGCCUUGAGAACCCCAUCAACCACGGCCACUACUGCAACCCAUACAACCUGACCGACCACUCUCAGGGCAAGGUCUGCAGCGCUGCCAAGGAUUUUGACUCGAUUCUAGAUGACCCGGCUCACUCUGUCACCGGCAACAACAUCGAGUUCUAUGGCACCUUCACCCCAGACAACGCCGCUAUUGCCAGCGGCAAGCUCACUCCCACCCAGCAGGGCUUCGUACACGAGCAGCUGCGCCGCUAUGGUGACGAUGUGGAUAAGACUGAGCUGGCGAAGCAGGUUUUGAACUACUACACCGAAGACCAGGUUCCUGUUUUCACCUCGCUGGUGCAGAACUAUCUGACUUUUAACCACUGGCACUCUGACCACCCUGGGCCCACCAACCCUAACCGUGCCUAUGUGCUCUCCGGCACCUCGGCCGGCCACGGCACCAACGAUGCCAGCUUCAAUUCCGACGUGCACGGCCUGACUCAACGCUCCAUUUUCCAGCAGCUCUCCGAGACUAACCACACCUGGAAGAACUAUUAUACAAACACCGACAUGGUGGACGCUUUCUUCUUCGACUGGACCUUCACCUCCGGCAACACCGACAAAGCUGUGCCUCUGUCCACCUUCUACUCUGACGCCAAGGCGGGCACCCUGCCGGAGUUCAGCUUCAUCGACCCGUCCUGCUGCGGCGUCGGUACAAACUCCAUGCACCCGACUGGCCUGAUCUCUGACGGCGAAAUCUUCAUUAAGAAUGUCUACGACGCGCUCCGCGCCUCGCCGCAGUGGAAUCAGACCUUGUUCAUCCUGACCUUUGACGAGACAGGUGGCUUCGCGGACCACGUGCCCCCGCCUCUUGCUGCGCGCCCGGAUAACCUGACCUACACUGAAACUGCGCCCAAUGGCGAGAAGUACACCUUCUCCUUUGACCGUCUCGGUGGCCGCAUCCCCACUCUGCUAAUUUCGCCGUGGGUCGGCAAGGGUCUGGUUGAGCAGAAGGGUACCAACUCGGAUGGCGAGACUGUGUCCUACUCCGCUUCGUCGAUUCUACGGACCCUGGGUUACCUGUGGGACUUUGACCCGUUUACGCCGCGUGUUGCGACGUCCGCUUCGUUUGACCACUUGAUCACGAAUGUCCAGCGCGGCGAUACUCCUGUUACCCUGCCCCAGCCCAAGGCAUUUAAGGUGAAGGCGUAA
Messenger RNA from Penicillium canariense, 1371 nucleotides. RefSeq lists its product as uncharacterized. Gene Ontology annotation, molecular function: hydrolase activity, acting on ester bonds. The record is from RefSeq and is a predicted model, not a curated record. Gene Ontology annotation, biological process: phospholipid catabolic process. The transcript is spliced from 2 exons. NCBI's taxonomy places the organism in Eukaryota, Fungi, Ascomycota, Eurotiomycetes, Eurotiales, Aspergillaceae. Bases 1 to 1371 code for a protein of 456 amino acids.